GGUCAUCAUCUCCUCACUGUUGAUACAAUGGGGAAGGUGAGCGGCAGCCCAGAUUGUUGUGAUUGAAGGAGUCACAUAUCUGAGUUUGUACUCGGCAACGUCGGAGGUCAUUUUUGUAAGAGGGAACCGGCGGGUAAACCAACGUGUAAGUAUCCAGAGGAUGGAGAGUGGAGAUGACGGCGUACUACGGUCCCGCUGCCGAGCCCUUCCUAAGAUGCCCCCCUUCCCUGAUUUGGAUAGCUCUUUGGAUGGGGAGUGUAGCCCAGGAGAACACCAGCAAGGCAAUGGAGACAGCCACGUACCCAGCAAUGGAAAAAUUGAAGUGGAACAUGUGAUCAGCAAAAAGCUACAACUGAAGAGGAAAGCAGAGUACCUAAAGACUGACCUGAUGCGUCAGUUUGACAACCAGGUCAAUGACUUCAUGGACAGUCUUAUUGAGGAAUCGGCUAGCCUGGAGCCCGCACCUAUCCCUGCUGUCUUUUCACCACCACUGUCAGACAAAGAGAGGACCAAACUCAGGCAUUUUCGGCCUCCUCAUGGCCAGGGAAAGCAGUUUGUUAGCCGCAGGUCCCUCCUAGAUGAGCUGUUUGAGGUGAACCACAUCAGGACUAUCUACCACAUGUUUAUUGCUCUCCUCAUUCUCUUUAUCCUCAGUACAUUUGUGGUAGAUUUCAUUGAUGAAGGCAGGCUGGUGCUGGAUUUCAACCUGCUGGUCUAUGCAUUUGGACAGUUUCCCCUGGUGGUGUCUACAUGGAUCUGCAUGUUUAUUUCAGUGUUAUUGGUUCCCUACACCCUGUUCUACCUGUGGUCACAGACCCAAUCUGGCUCCUAUAGUCACCCCAGACUGUACAGUUUUCUGUUUGGCUCUGUAUUCCUACUCUACCAAGCUCUGGGUCUGGGAUUCCUGCCCACAUAUAUAGUGGUGACCAACAGUUUGCCUCCUGCAUCCUGCUUCAUCGUCAUCCUGGAACAGGUGCGUCUAAUGAUGAAAGCCCACUCCUUUGUGAGGGAGAACGUACCAAGAUUCCUGACCUGGUCUAAAGACAAGACCAGUCCUGGCCCAGCGGUCCCUCAGGUUUCUCAGUAUCUCUACUUCUUGUUUGCACCCACACUUAUCUACAGAGAUAAGUACCCCAGGAACCCAGUGAUCAGAUGGGGCUAUGUGGCAACAAAGUUACUACAGGUACUAGGCUGUCUGUUUUAUGCCUAUUACGUGUUUGUGCGGCUCUGCAUCCCCCAGUUCCGCAGCAUCAGUCUGCAGUUGUUUGACCUGAGGGCCAUGGUUCUCUGUGUAUUCAACUCCAUCCUGCCAGGAGUGUUGGUUCUCUUCUUGGGUUUCUUUGCCUUCCUCCACUGUUGGCUCAAUGCAUUUGCUGAAAUGCUUUGUUUUGCUGAUAGGAUGUUUUACAAGGAUUGGUGGAAUUCAACAUCUUUUGCCAAUUAUUAUCGCACUUGGAAUGUCGUGGUCCAUGACUGGCUGUAUUACUACGUGUACCGGGACUUCCUGUGGAUGUCUCAGAAGCGUUUCAGACCAGCAGCCAUGCUGUUUGUGUUUACAGUGUCAGCAGUCGUCCACGAGUACAUUCUUGCGAUCUGCUUUGGCUUCUUCUAUCCUGUCCUCUUCUGCCUGUUUAUGUGCUUUGGAAUGAUGUUCAACUUCAUUCUGCAUGACCAAAGGAAAGGUCCCAUCUGGAACAUAAUCAUGUGGACAUCCCUCUUCCUGGGUCAGGGGGUCAUUAUCUGUCUGUACUCUCAGGAGUGGUAUGCCCAGCGCUACUGCCCCUUGAAGGAGCCUUCCUUCCUAGAGUUACUGAAGCCUCGUUCCUGGAGCUGUCAGAGAGGCUUGAUGGCGGACUGAUAGGCUGUGAUCUACAUUAGGACUGCUGCUGAGGAUCAUCACUGAUCAGUGUCCGUUUGACCAGCCUUUCUGUUACUGUCAUAACUUUUGAUCUUUCAUGUUUAUUUUAUUUUUAUUGCACUAAGGUCAUGACUGAGUCUUUGUAUGAAUGUAUAGAGGAAGAAGUUCAAUAAGAAUUUGCCAAAAUGUUCUUUACUCUAACGGCUUAGUCACAAUGAUGCCUUACUUAUCCGUUUUACGUUUUCAAAAACAAACCCACAACAAAAUUACAAGUUCACAUAAAACCACAUGUGAGCUCUUUUACUUUUAUGUACUAUUUAUUUUGCAGAUGUAUUCCCAAUCCUUUAGCCUUGAUCAACUGUGAAACUACUCCUUGUGCCAAUAUGAUAGUGGCAAUCAUGAUAGGGCAGCUAAAAACAAAUAUUACGCAAGACAAACAUUGUCCACAUAUGCAGUAAUGGUGAAUAUUUAACAAGGUUAACAAUCACUAUUGUAAAGGACAUUCAUUAUGUUGUUUGAAAAGACAUUCAAAAUUAUUUAUUUUUACUGCCAAUAAGAUUUAUUUUGGAAAAAGGCCACUGUAUAAAUCUAUUAGAGACUGUGGCUUUGCUGUAUUAUAACUUCAAGAUUGCGGUGCUGGCUUUUUUGAAGCAGACCAUGAAGGUUGCGUCAAUACACAGACAUAGCUAGGAAAUUAUUUUAUAGUAAAUCUGUAACUGUAAUGUUUCAGGCACAGAGCUUUUACAGAUCGCCGGGGUACGCCUGAACUCUUAUGAUUCCCCAAUUCCCAGGAACUUGAAGGUUAAUUGUUAAAUCAAAUGUAAUGUCUAGUUUUUCAAGUUGGAAAGGCAGGCAGUCAUUACAACUCAUGAGCAGACUAACGCUGAACUCCAUAAAAGAAAGUGUUAAACAAAAAAGAGAUGCUGUAUGGAGUUAAUAUAUUCUGUGACUGCUGAAUGUGUUCUUGAUUAUUCAAAUAUUUCAGUUGAUCUGGUUUAAACAUACAUCUAGCGUCACUCAAAAAGUUUCUUGUAAUCUACAUGAUGUUUUAUUUUGUUCAUGUUGAGAGUUAGGUACAGUGAUUUCAGUAAGGUGAAAUCACUACAGAAUAACUACUACUGUUACUGUUGCAGCUGGCUGCGGGAAUGUUAUAACACAAAGAUGGUGAUGAUACUUGAUUAGCACUAAGGGCUUCAGUUUGCUUAGUCAGAUAUGGAGUACAUUCAAUGAGACACUGUUGUGUUGUUUGGUCAGACAGGUACACAUUGUACAGAACAGUCAUUUCCAUGACAAGCUAAUGAAAUAAGGAAUUGGAUAUGCUCAGUGUGCUUUUAGUUCCUGUGGUCUUGAAAAAUGUGUGAACAUAUUUGUAUUAUUUUGAGGAAAUCAUUGCACAAUUAAUGUUGCCAAUUAUGACAGAUUUCAAUGCAGGGAGACUGUAUUUAUGCUUGUGAAUAAUGAGAUGCACAAUACAAAGUUUAAAAACCAGCAAUGCAAAACUCUGCAUGUCUAAAAAAUGUUUGACCACAAGAUGGCACUGUAUUAACAGUUUUAGUUUUGAUCUUUCUAAGCUCAUUUUGGCUGGAAUUUGUGGCCAGGAGCUGGAGAGGCUUCCUGAGUCCUUCACAAAGAAAAUUGACACACACAAGUACCAGCAACUUAUUUUUUUUAAUAUAUAAAGACAAUAUUAGAAAUAUUGGAAUGCCCUGUGGCAUUUAUCACAAAUUGCUUGCACUUCAUUUGAGAACUCCACAUUUGACUGAAGUUGUAGUCUUACAUUAUGCAUCUGAGAUUCUGUUAUUAAGGAUAAUAUUUAUAGCAGUAAAUAAGAGCCAAGCUGGAGAAUUGCAGCUUAUUUAGAUAAGAUGUUUAUUUUUGGGAGCAGAGUUUACCUACUUACUGACUGUCUUACGUUUGUUUAUUGUGGUUAAUAGUUUUUUUCUGGCCUGUUAUUGCUCUUUGUUUCAAGUGACAGUUUUGCAAAUCAGUAUGUUGAUCUAUUUUCAGAUGGACAGAAAUGUCUGAUACAUUCCUUAAGGCAAAUCAAUGUAUAUGAACUAUUAAGAAUUAAAAAAAACUCACAUAUGUUCCUUUUA
Molecule: messenger RNA, 3954 nt
Organism: Thunnus maccoyii (southern bluefin tuna)
Lineage: Eukaryota; Metazoa; Chordata; Actinopteri; Scombriformes; Scombridae
Gene: soat1
Product: sterol O-acyltransferase 1
Exons: 16
Coding region: 161-1858 (565 amino acids)
Biological process (GO): cholesterol efflux; cholesterol metabolic process
Cellular component (GO): endoplasmic reticulum membrane
Molecular function (GO): fatty-acyl-CoA binding; cholesterol O-acyltransferase activity; cholesterol binding
Source: RefSeq, a predicted model, not a curated record